This is a messenger RNA of Lodderomyces oxycetoniae, 2742 nucleotides long. RefSeq lists its product as uncharacterized. Gene Ontology annotation, molecular function: protein phosphatase regulator activity; protein phosphatase binding. The transcript has a single exon. Gene Ontology annotation, cellular component: cytosol; nucleus. The record is from RefSeq and is a predicted model, not a curated record. The coding region runs from base 1 to 2742 and encodes 913 amino acids. Lineage: Eukaryota; Fungi; Ascomycota; Pichiomycetes; Serinales; Debaryomycetaceae.
AUGUCGUUUUGGCCGUUUAAUAAUGCAUUGAAUAGCAAUAAUGCAUUGCUGAAAUUUCUAGAGUCCAUUAAUGAGGUUUCGUUGGUGACGGUAGAGGAUAUGAUGAAGGAUCCUACAUUAAUGCAGGAAAUAUUUAAUGAGCUACUGAGUAUCAAAGGUCAUUUCAAUAAGAAUGGGGGGCCCGUUCACUUUCUGCCGACGAGUGGUGCUCCUGAGCAUAUGAAUUCCAAUUCCAAUUCCAAUGCGAAUGCGAAUCCAAAUGCAAAUUCGGAUUCGGUAUCAUUUACAUCUUCAAACGAUAAUGUCGGGGGAGCAACAAAUUUCAAGGACUCAAGAGGGGUCAGGCUAGUUGAGUUGAUGAUACAGCCCCACAUCUUGUCGGGGCUCAUUGGUAUCUUGGAACAAAGUGUUGAUUUCUUUUUUGAGCAACGGCUUAAAGAGGAAGAUAAGGUGCGAAAAACUAUUGAGGAAUAUAACCCCGUUACAGAUAUCCAGGAAUGUGAAGAAAUUGCCGAUAUAAAGUCGGAAGAAGAAGCCCUGGAAGAGAAAUUUCGUAGGUGCGUGCAGAUUGCUGCAGACAUACUUUCCAUUGAUAUGUGGGUGAUACUGAAUAGGAUUAUCGAAACACCGGGGAUAAUGAAUAAACUAUGGAUGAUUUUGAAAUUGCCGCACUUGCAAGAAAAUUCUCCAACUGUAUCGUAUAUGGUGCGCAUAUUGGAUCAGCUAUUGGAUGCCAAUAGUAUAGAGUUGCUCAAUUAUGUUAGGCGGCAAGAAGAUUUGGUUGAUACAUUUUUGGCCAAAAUUGAAGUGCCUGCAAUUAUGGAUUUUUUCUUUAGGAUUAUACAAACUGAUAAACCAGAUUCUCCAACGGGGAUUUUGGAAACAAUAGGUCUGCAGAAUGUCAUCAAGAAAUUGAUCGAUAUUCUAAAGCCAUUGCCUGACCAAUUUGAUCAAACGCCAUAUAUCCCCGAUCACCAACAAUAUUUCAAGCAAAGCUCAGCUACUGAUUUUUUGAAGGCAUUAGUAACAAUCUCAUCAAAUGCGGCUUUAGCAGUAGUCAUGGAAACGAACAUUGGCCCUAAUCAGUUGACAAGAGAACUAGUUUCUCCAGAAAUAGUCAACACAAUAAUUAAUGAUAUUAUGUUGAAAAAAGUGAAGGGAAAAGAUGGCAGGAUCCAGACAAACAAACACGGUAUCAACAAUUGUGUUAGUAUUGUGAUAGAUCUUAUUAGAAAGAAUAAUUCCGAUUAUGAUUUGAAUUGCGGAUCUUAUAGCUCCAUGCUACAAAAUGGAGAUGGAAGUACCGGAGAAAUCAACUCCUAUGUACUGUUUCAAUGGCUCAAAGAUUUUGAACAGAACCCUCCAAGUUCCAGAGACCCAAUCUAUUUGGGAGACAUGUUGCAAAUUUUCUCGGACAAUCUUGACAAUUUUCUAGAAUUAUUGGAAAUUGAACCUAUUGCGCCACCUGAAGUUACCUCGGAAAUACUAGGAUUCACGAGGUUCAAAAUAUCCGAGUUAGUUGCGGAACUCCUCCACUGUUCCAAUAUGAUCUUGCUCAAUUCCAGGAAAAUUACAAAAAUUAUUAGCAUCAGAGAUCAAAUUAGGUCUCAACAAAGCAAACGCUUGAGAAAAGCUUUAAACGACAAAAUGGCAUUUCGAGACUCUCCUAACGUGCAUGACGUAACAUCCGGAUUGGAUGACGUUUCACUUGACGACGUCCAUUUCGAUUCUACCAGCCCACACCAAAGUGCAGAAGAUGACGAGACAACACAUGAAUUUUAUCACUUAAUCAAUGCACUAGAUACUAUUGAGGACUCUGAAGAUGAGGAGCCUUCAAUCUCCCCCGAAAAUCCAUUUGUAUGUGCUGAAAGAGAUGCCACGAUAAGGCUGGAUCCUUGCGUGGGGGAUCUUUUCAAAAUAAAACUCAUUGAUCUGAACAUUUUGCUAAAUAUUAUUAACAAUUUUGCCAACUACAAGUGGAAUAAUUUUUUCCACAAUGUAGUCUUUGACUUGAUCCAGCAAAUCUUUAAUGGGAAGCUUAAUUCAUACAAUUCAUUUUUGAUAGUUGAACUAUUCAAGAGAGAUAAAUGCGAUCUUACUGGUUUGAUUGUUGGCGCUUUUAAGAGUGAAUUAGAGCCGAGACCCGGAUAUAUGGGACACUUGAUUUUGAUAGGAGAAGAAAUUGUAAAGUUCAUCUCCUUAUACAAGCCAGAUUUGAUAUCGCCUAUAAUUGUUGAAUCAGUUCUGAGUGAACAAUGGAAUUGGUUUGUUAAUGACUUAUUGUCAAAAACUCGAGAAGUAUAUAAUGCCAUCCUAGGUGCUGAUGAUUGCGAUGAUGGUGUCGAUUAUGGAUACGACAGCUCUUCCGUUGGUUAUUUGGAUAUGGAUCUGCCAAAGAAGAUAAUAUUAGGCGAUACAUCCAAUCAUGACGAAUUUGUUCACGAUAGGUCAAGCAGUGGUGGUAGUAACGACGGCGGCAGUGACGAGGAUGGCGAAGAAGAAGAAGAAGAAGAAGAAGAGGAGGACGAAGAUGAGGAUGUGGAUAAAGAUGAAAAGGAGAAGGAGGGUAAAAACAACAACAGUAAUAGCAAGAAUGAAGAUAUAGGUGGAUCCGACACGGACACUAGGAAAAUGGUAUUAGAUAGUGAUGUUACAAAACAUAGAAUGUUGGAAGAUAACGGGGAUGAAGACAAAGAAAUUGAUCAUGAUGAAAACAGUACUACCAAGAACAAUUUGUCAUGA